AUCUCAUAGUCACACUUAGGGACGUACAGGAAACAACAUCUGCACUUCUGUUUCUGUGUUACUGGUUAUUGGGGGACUGCUAACUGUGAGAGAGUUAGUUCACCAUUGUGCAUCUGAGGACAUCGCGUCCAAAAGGAUCAAAAGAACAGACAAAGGAAAUCAAGGAGUCCUGAUCUGCUGCCACUCAUUCCCUGACUGGAAAGGGCAUCACUGAAAUCUCACCAUGUCAGAUAAUGGAACAAAUUCCACCGUCACCACAAUGUCCACAAUGUCCACAAUUUACGAUUAUUCAUCCUACUACUACGAUGAAAACAUUUCAAGCUUCGCUCCAUGCAGCCACAGCGAGCUUAAGCAAUUUGGCCAGGUGUUUCUGCCCAUUUUUUACAGUUUGGUUUUCAUCGUCGGCUUUGCAGGUAAUGGCCUGGUGGUGUGUGUCCUGGUGAAACACCGCAAACAGACCAACUUGACAGACAUCUGCCUCUUCAACCUGGCUGUCUCCGACCUCCUCUUUGUGGUCACGCUGCCCUUCUACGCUCACUAUGCUGUGGUCAGUCAGUGGACUUUUGGAGGCUUUAUGUGCCGUUUCAUCUCUGUCUGCCACAGCAUCGGGUUCUUCAGCAGCAUUUUCUCCAUGGUGGUCAUGACGGUGGACCGCUACAUGGUCAUCCUGCACACCCAUGGGGUGGCAGGAUAUCGCACUGUGAGGGCAGGCGUCUUUGUGAGCAUGACUGUCUGGAUGCUGAGCUUGUUUGUCUCCCUACCAUCUGCUAUCUACACUGAGGUUAUAAAUGACCAUGACGGGCCGAGUUGUAAUCCUGCCUCAGAUGACAAAGCCUGGAAGCUGUACAACAUCCUCGUAACAAAUAUAUUGGGUCUUGUGUUGCCCUUCUUGGUGAUGGUAGUUUGUUACUCCAGGAUCAUCCCCAGACUGGCGAGCAUAAGGAGUCCUAAAAGGCACCGCAUUGUCAGGCUGAUCAUCUCUAUAAUGAUUGUUUUUUUUCUGUUCUGGGCUCCGUUUAACAUUUCUAUGUUCUUGACUUUUCUUCAGCUUAAGCGUAUAUUGCCAAACGCCUGCGAAUUCGACAACAAUUUAAGGAUGUCACUGACAGUUACUGAGACCCUUGCAUACACUCACUGCUGUCUGAACCCCAUCAUAUACGCCUUUGUUGGACAGAAGUUUAUGAAAAGAGCCGAGCAUCUGCUGAGACAGUGGAUACCUGCCAGCAAGUUUCUGCCUAUCAGAGACUUCUCAGACAGCCUCUUCAGGAGAAGCUCAGUCAUGUCCAGGUCCUCUGAUGGCACCUCCACUUUUGCCAUGUAGGAUGUGAAGGGCAGAGCUGAUAUGUUUUAAGGAUGCCACCUGCAGAGUUUGUAUAUGUUUUUAUUUGAGUUGCCUUGGUAUUAAUGCAGACCAUGUUAUUUUUGUUCAUGGAACCUGACAUUACCUAUCACUUCUAUUUGCCAUCCACGCCAGUGUUAGUCACUGACAGUGUCUAAUGUUAAAAAAAACUUUGUUUUGACAACACGAUGACAGACAUGUAGGCCCAUCAGUUUUGGAAGUAAUUUAGGUGUGAUCUACUCAUCAUUACUGUCCUAUACUAUUGGUGGAGAUUUGACUGCACUUGAAGUUGUACCUCUUGACAGAAAGUUAGGGCGUCUUGUUUGUGACAAUCUGUAACCACAAUGUUUGCUUGUAUGUGCCGUGUUUCCAACAUUUCUGCUACCUGCUACAACAUGGGUUUUUUUUUUUUUCAUUUUGCACUUUUAUGGUGGAAAUUUUUUCAUUCAAAUGUUUGAUGACUCAAAUCUGCAAAGGUGAAACUAGCACAGGGUUGGAUUGGAACAAAUUUUGGCUCAUGAAAUCUGUAAUUUUUCAUAUAUUUUUCCAAUGUUUUUUUUCUAUAUAUGUACAGUAUAUUGUAUAUACUUUAUUUUACAGCUAUUUUCAGAUGUUAUUUGCAUGAAAUGAGGCCAAAUGCGCAAUUGCUUGUUUGACAAAUAAGAUUAUUAAAGUUUUACAUCCUCUCA
This is a messenger RNA of Toxotes jaculatrix (banded archerfish), 2028 nucleotides long. It is a transcript of the gene ccr2, whose product is annotated as C-C chemokine receptor type 5. The transcript is spliced from 3 exons. Lineage: Eukaryota; Metazoa; Chordata; Actinopteri; Toxotidae. The record is from RefSeq and is a predicted model, not a curated record. Gene Ontology annotation, cellular component: membrane. The coding region runs from base 224 to 1321 and encodes 365 amino acids. Gene Ontology annotation, molecular function: chemokine receptor activity. Gene Ontology annotation, biological process: chemotaxis; G protein-coupled receptor signaling pathway; immune response.